UUCUUCAGCGGCAAUGUGGAGUUAUUUUGAUUCUUUGUUACUGGGCUGCAAAAUGUGAAUUUUAGCUUACAUUGUAAUUGCGAAAUUUGCGCACAUUUGUCGACAAAAGGUUUGGAUAGGUCUGACGUGCGUGUUUAUACCGCGUAAGCUAAUGGUGGAGUUCACCGGAAGUGCUUAUUCGCGUUAUUUUUCAUUUCUUACUACCCUUCACAGUUAGUCAACACAGCGAGUUUCAUGUACAUGAAGCUGCGAAAAAGUUGGGGUGCAUACAACACUAACGAAUUCGUCUUCGCAACCUAAUUAAAUAGUCUGUAUCUCUUCUUAUGCACAGAUGCCAGGUUUUGAGCUGGAGCAGGUGGACGGUGGCAGUCCUAUAGAGCUGCCCUAUGGAGAAACUGUCCUGGGGAGAGGACCAUUUCUAGGGGUGAACGAUAAGAGAGUGUCCAGGAACCACGGCAUCCUGGAGAACCAAAAUGGUCAACUGCGUCUGAAGCCUACACACCUGAACCCAUGUUUUAUUCAGACGACCAUUGUGGCCGGCCCUCAGCCGCUGGAGAAGGACCAGUGGCACUGCCUAAAGGAGGGAGACAUCUUCUCUCUCAUGCCUGGGAAAUACGUUUACAGAGUGCGCAUCAAAGAAGAGGAUCAAACCCUCAGAAACAGUCAGGCAUUUGAGGAGGAGGUGGAGAAGUGUUUGACUGGACCGGCUGGGCUCUCUGAAGACAGCGCCACACUCGAAGCCAACAGCUGCGUGCCCUCGAGCCCCAGCUCUACGCUCACAGGAGAUAAAGGAGCGGGUGCUUCAUCACACACACUUUGCUCUCUAACCCAGGUGCCCACAAAGAGCCAACACGACGAGUCUGAUCUGCCACAGAAGAAGCGUAUCUUGCCAGCCUGGAUGAUGACUUCAGCUACCACAAGCCCAUCAGCUGCCAAAGUGAGGGGGACUCCAACAAAACCCAAACGAGUAGCUACACCAAAGCGGGCAACUGGACCCAAACGAGCUCGAGCCGCUCAGCUAUCAUCUGAGGAAGAGGAGCCGGAGGAAGAGAUGCCCAAAAGGAAAACAAAGAGACUGAAGAGUGACUCUGAAGAUGAUUCGGUGCCUCUGGUAUCUCUGGAUGAUGCAGCAGCUCCCAAGAGUAGUGGAGUCCCAGACGGAGAGAACAGCACCGGUUUGAUGGAGCGUGCUGAUGGGGAGACAAGAGGAGCUGGCAGAGGAACUGAGGUCAGACGAGGAGCUCAAGCUGAAGACUCAAAAACACAAGCAAAAGAUCCCAGUGAUUCUCAGGUCAGCCAGGGACCCUCGCAGAGCUCAAAGAUCAUGGAGGCUGAGAGCAAAACAAGCACCAGUAAUGUGAAAAAACAGCGCCGGACGCCGUGUGCUUACGGCAGCUCCUGCUACAGGAAAAAUCCGCUCCACUUUCAGGAGUGCAGUCACCCCGGAGACAGCGACUAUAAGGACGAGGAGGCAGAGGAUGCUGAUGAUGAUGACAGGCCGGAGUGUCCAUACGGAACCCACUGCUACAGGAAGAAUCUGCUUCACAAGAUGGACUACAAACACACUAAAUCACCAUCCAAGACCGCUGCUGAUGAAGCUGAUGAAGAGGAUGAAGAUCACUACGAAAACAGUUUUAUUAAUGACGAGAGUGAGGAGGAAGAGGUGGAUGAAGACUCGGACUAUGUGCCUGAAUCGGACGACAGUGGAAAAGGAGAGGACAUUAAACGGCUGAAGAAAGAGGCAAAAGCGUUCCUCGGGAGGAAGAAGUGACUCUUUUGGGGUAGAUUACAUGAAAACUGCUUCUUCACACUAAUCUCACAAAGACUAUGAAACAUCAGACACUGGGUUUGACAGAAUCCCUGUCCAUGGAGGCAUUUUAUUCAGUUUUAGAUCACCUUCAUUACCUUUUGCCUUCACACUUUAAGGAAUGGCUCACCCAGAAAGGAACUUUACGAAUUUUACUUUUGAUUUUUUUUUUUUUUUUUUUUUUUGCUGCUGGUUUUGACAAAUUUUAUUCAGUUUUAGAUUAUCCUCAUUACCUUUUGCUUUCACAUUUUAAGGAUUAAUUUUAAAUGAUGGGCUGUUCAUUAUUAAAUUGAGGUGUAAUGAGCUUGACAUUAAAUGAUCAGCAUCUACUUUAAUUUUUGGAUGAAGUAUCCCUAUAACUCUCCCUGAAUUUUAUUUUCUUCGCUAACUGAUGUUUGUUGAUUAUUAAUUUUUUUUUUUUUUCUUUUUUUAAACACUUGCUCUUAUCCCAGCCUGUCUUAUCGUGUCUGUGAGUGUUUGUAUAAAGGCUGCUACUUUGUAAGUCUCUUUUUUUUUUUUUUGGUUGAUUGUAUGAAUUCAGUUAAUUAGUUACGUGGGCUUUUAUUUUCACUAACUGGUUUAUUUCUACUUCCGGUUCUUGAGUGAACUGAGGUUUAGAGUAAUAGGAAAAAUAAACAGAAGAACCAGUAACAACAGUUAGUUCAGUAACACAAUUUUAAAAUGCUUUUUAAUUGCUUCAAUUACACCUUUACACAUAUAUUAGACUUUAAUUGCUAAAAUCACACACACACACACACACACACACAUAUAUAUAAGUCAACACCUCAAACUCGUUGUUGUGCUCCUCAAACCAUUCCUGGACCAUUUUUGCUUUGUGACAGGGCACAUUAUCCUGCUGAAAGAGGCCACAGCCACCAGGGAAUAUCGUUUAAAUUAAAGGGUGUACAUGGUCUGCAACAAUGCUUAGGUAGGUGGUACGUGUCAAAGUAACAUCCACAUGGAUGGCAGGACCCAAGGUUUCCCAGAAGAACAUUGCCCAAAGCAUCACACUGCCUCCACUGGUUUGCCUUCUUCCCAUAGCGCAUCCUGGUGCCAAGAAAGUAUCUUAGAAGGCAGCCUACCUUUUAGGACAGCAUUCACAUCAGAAGAACAUGUUUGAUACCUUAAAAUGCUGUCUAGAUGGGCAACUUACCUUUUUUUUGUCAACACAGCCUCUAAAAACAAAGACAUAACCAUGAAUUACUUCUGUAUUUCUUUUCUAAUUCUAGCCAAAACCCUGUGGGCUGCAGUUUUUAUAAACUGUUGUUUCAGAGAUUAAGUUAUUUUUUUGUAACUGGGCAAGGACAAAUGACGAAAGGGAGAAGAGAACAAACAAGUCUUAAACAGGAAAUCCAUGAAUUUUGAGAUAUGGCUCUUUCCAAGUCAUUGUGAUUUGAGUCCGAAACCGUUCACAAACAGUUUGGAAAACAAAUAAACCAGCUUCUGAGCAUUCAGAAGAGGAACUGUUCAUCUAAGAAGAUUAUGAAUGCUUAGUCAAGCUUUAUAUAUCAUACAAAGCAUUAAGAUGUUUUUGUUUGUUUUUUUGUGCUGUGGAAUAUUUUGGACUUUUGUCUGUUUUAUAGAUCAUUGUUGCAUUUGGCUGUUGAUGGCUAUUUUGUCAGAUAAAGCAAGAAUCAAGCUUGUG
This is a messenger RNA of Ctenopharyngodon idella (grass carp), 3452 nucleotides long. It is a transcript of the gene aplf, whose product is annotated as aprataxin and PNKP like factor. The transcript is spliced from 11 exons. The record is from RefSeq and is a predicted model, not a curated record. Gene Ontology annotation, biological process: double-strand break repair. The coding region runs from base 332 to 1771 and encodes 479 amino acids. Gene Ontology annotation, cellular component: site of double-strand break; nucleus. Gene Ontology annotation, molecular function: protein binding; 3'-5' exonuclease activity; DNA-(apurinic or apyrimidinic site) endonuclease activity. NCBI's taxonomy places the organism in Eukaryota, Metazoa, Chordata, Actinopteri, Cypriniformes, Xenocyprididae.